UGGUAUUUUCUUUUUACUUGACUACUCUAUCAAACAAAUAUCUUGGCCACAAUAUCAGUGUGUUAGUCUCAAAUUAAACAACAUUGUGUCCUAAAUGGGAAGAUAUAAAUGUGCCUACAAUUGCGAAAGCUCCAGCGAGACAGAUGUGAAGUAUUUUAAGUUUCCCCUGUACAAUCCCAGAAAACUGAAGAAAUGGCUUCUCAACAUGAAGUGGAAGGACUGGACGCCAUCUCGCUUCUCAGUGCUGUGCAUCGACCACUUUGAGGAACAAUGCAUCGACAGAUCAGGAAAAUGUGUGAAACUGCGAGAAGAUGCAGUUCCAACCAUAUUUCCAUCCCCUGGCGAUGCACAGAAAAGGAAGGCUUCCAGCACUCCAAGAAGUAAGAGGAACAAGCCCCCUGGUAUUAAAGCCUCUCACACGAGUCCAUCUCAGUCUCCAACAAGGACUCCUGUCAAGGCAAAGAGAAGAGUCCAGAGCAAAGAAGCCAGACAGACAGAAGAGCCUGCUGGAGACAAAGACCCAAAAAAGUCUAAUGACAAAUGGAGGAUUAUUGUCGAUGAAGGGCUGUUGAAGAUAGAGUCAUUUCCACAUUUCUUCCAUGGAGAUUAUUGCGAACCACGUGAUAUUCAGUGGGCUCCAGAUGACAAUUUAAGUUGUUCACAGACAGCGUGUGAAGAUCCCGAAAAGUUGAUAGAGGUGAAAGAGCCGUGGCAGUGGCUUGGCCUGGAUGUCAGGGGUCCGCUGCAUCAAACACUGAACGGGCACAAAUACAUCUUGACUGUGACGGACUACUACUCCAAGUGGGUGGAAGCUGUGCCGAUGCAGUCUUGCCUCCCUCCAGAUGUGGCAAAGCAAAUCGUGGACAUCAUCGCCCACUUUGGAUACCCGUUCAGAAUCCUCUCCAGACUGCCUCAUGACAUAGUCCACAAAAUCAACAGAGAACUGAAAGAUCAGCUGAAGGUCUCCAUGGCUCUUGUUGUCUAUCAUCAGCAGACGGGCACUUUGGAUUUGGUCACACAGCAGAUGAUUGACAGGAUGGUAAGUGAUCUAAUAGAGGAACAUGCGCCCGACUGGGAUGUCUAUCUGCCUGCCAAGGUUUUCAGUCUGUGUUUCAAAGACCAUUCAAAAACAAAGGAGAGACCCUUUUCAGUGCUCUGCUGUAAGGGACCAGAGCCUGUUCAUUCCCCCAGAGGACUGGAUUAUGUUUACUCCAAGAUCCGGGAGAGUGCUUUUGUUGUGAGAUAAAUAUUUAAAGUUUAUUUGGUCAAUUGAUGUGGAAGGAAAUCUGUUGUGUCAUUAACAAAGCGGGGAAGAAGGUUAUUUUAUGACCGAUCAAGAACUGUCAUGGAAAUGUGCUAGAUUUCUGUUGGUGAUCUGUUUGAGUCUUGUAGAUAAAACAAUGAUUCACGUCAAGA
Molecule: messenger RNA, 1416 nt
Organism: Trematomus bernacchii (emerald rockcod)
Lineage: Eukaryota; Metazoa; Chordata; Actinopteri; Perciformes; Nototheniidae
Exons: 12
Coding region: 95-1246 (383 amino acids)
Biological process (GO): DNA integration
Molecular function (GO): sequence-specific DNA binding
Source: RefSeq, a predicted model, not a curated record